Messenger RNA from Cebus imitator (Panamanian white-faced capuchin), 712 nucleotides. RefSeq names its product agouti signaling protein (gene ASIP). The record is from RefSeq and is a predicted model, not a curated record. Lineage: Eukaryota; Metazoa; Chordata; Mammalia; Primates; Cebidae. The transcript has 4 exons. The coding region runs from base 110 to 535 and encodes 141 amino acids. Gene Ontology annotation, cellular component: extracellular region. Gene Ontology annotation, molecular function: melanocortin receptor binding; neuropeptide hormone activity. Gene Ontology annotation, biological process: positive regulation of melanin biosynthetic process; hormone-mediated signaling pathway; melanosome organization.
AAGCCUCCCUGGCUUCAGGAGUAUCUCCUCUGAUAUGUGGAAAGCUCCUGGAGCGAUGAAGAAAAUGACACCAGAAGCUCUAGAACACUAAGGAAAACUUUCAAAUCCAAUGGGAUGGCUAUACAGGCCUCCUGGGAUGGAUGUCACCCGCCUGCUUCUGGCCACCCUGCUGGUCUUCCUCUGCUUCUUCACUGCCUACAGCCACCUGCCACCCGAGGAGAAGCUCCAAGAUGACAGAAGCCUGAGAAGCAACUCCUCUGUGAACCUACUGGAUUUACCUUCUGUCUCUAUUCCGGCGGUGGACAAGCAGGAGGAGAAAUCUCUGGGCCGGGACCUCCCUAGCCCGAGGAGCUCCCAGAAGGCGGCUUCGAAGCAGAAAGUGGCGCAGCGCCAGACCCCCCUAUCCACGUCCUGCGUGGCCACCCGCGGCAGCUGCAAGCCGCCAGCACCCGCCUGCUGCCACCCGUGCGCCUCCUGCCAGUGCCGCUUCUUCCGCAGCGCCUGCUCCUGCCACGUACUCAACGUCAACUGCUGAGCGCGCCCCUUCCCGGCCGCGGGCGGGCAGGGCUUCGGGGACUUGGGGCGCUUCUCGGGCGGGUGAUCCCUAACAGGACGGCUUCCCAGGGCUGGUUGCGGGCGGAGCUUCCAGGAGGUGGGACUUAAGGGAGACCUGGUUUGGGCUAAAGUCGAAAUACAAUAUAUGUCGGAUGCU